AUGAUUUUAAUUCAAUUUGCUCUUCUCUUCAUAUCAAUUAUUAAUUUGUCCAUUUCUACUAGUAUUAAUUGCAAAUUUGAUACUUCUCCACAUAGUAUUGAUGCUAGAUUAGUUUCAAGAGUAGAAUUUAAAUUGAUCCAAAUAAAUAAUUACACUUCUCAAUUGCCAUAUAAGGCAAUAACUGGCUUAUCCGAUGUUAGUGGGAACUUCAGCUUUGAUGAUUUACCAAUAAACCAAGGUAUUAAUGAAACAACUAAUUUUGUAUUAAUGUCAUCAUCAAUUGAUUAUAAUUUAAAACCAAAUAGAAUAUUGAUUCAAUUUACCAACCUCGUUUAUCCAAAUGAAACAAUUGAAUUGAAAGUUAAAGCAUUUAAAAAUUAUUUUGGAAGAGAAUAUAUUGCCAAUCCUAAAGCUAUUAAUCCAGAUCAAUUAGUUGAAAUAUCAGUUGAUCCAUAUAUCAGACUAUCUUUAGUCCAUGAGGCAUCGAGCAGACUCUAUUACCAAUAUAGAUCUGGAUCUUUAUUAACAAGCGGACCAUUGGGUAAUAUUUUAAAUUCUCCUUGGAAGAUUGCUGGUAUAAUAGUCGUACUAUCCAUUAUGAUAUUCCCUACGCUAAUUGAAAAAUUAGAUCCAGCAGCUUCUGAAUUAAUGAAAGAAGAGGCAUUAAAAAAGAAAAAGGAACAAUACGUUGUUAAAAAGUAA
Molecule: messenger RNA, 702 nt
Organism: Henningerozyma blattae CBS 6284
Lineage: Eukaryota; Fungi; Ascomycota; Saccharomycetes; Saccharomycetales; Saccharomycetaceae
Gene: SOP4
Product: Sop4p
Exons: 1
Coding region: 1-702 (233 amino acids)
Source: RefSeq, a predicted model, not a curated record